AUGGACCAAGAACAUUUUCUUUCUGGUUCAGACCAAGAAAAGUACCGCUUGAAAGAAAAGUACCUCGCUGUCAUAGUGCAGAUGAAACAAAAUCGAAUACCAAGAAAUGUCCUAUCGUACAACCUUUGGAUGAAUGCGUGUGCAGAGCUGUCGGGUGUUGGAUCAGCUGAGGAGGUUUACAAAGAAAUGAUACAUGACAAAAAUGUUGUGAUGGGAUGGAGCUCUUUAUCUACUUUGGCAAAUAUUUACCAAAAAUCAGGAGCAGUUAACCAGGCUUUUUGGGCACUGAGAGAGGCAGAAAAUAAACUAUCUAGCUGUAAUCGCCUUGGUUAUCUAUUUUUGUCAACAAUCUAUACCUCUUUGAACAGGAAGGAUGAAGUUGUGCGGCUCUGGAAAGCUAGCAAAGGGGUAAAGGGCAGAAUCACAUGUGCGAACUACAUGUGCAUCUUCUCAUGUUUGAUGAAACUUGGUGAUAUUAAAGAAGCUGAAAAUAUAUUUCUUGAGUGGGAGUCACAGUGUAGGACAAUUGAUAUUAGGGUGCCAAACAUUGUUCUAGGCGCAUACAUGAGGAAUGGCAUGAUGAAGAAAGCUGAAUCAUUAUUUAUCUAUUCAUUGAACAGAGGUGGAUGUCGAAAUUAUAAAACUUGGGAGAUAUUCACGGAGGGAUGGGUAAGGAGCAAUGAAAUGGAUAAAGCUAUAGAUACAACGAGAAGAUCCCUUUCUACGUUGGAAUAUCUGCCUCUCGUUCUAUUAUUUUCUUCUGUUUGCAUCCUCAUAUAG
Messenger RNA from Coffea eugenioides, 780 nucleotides. Its product is annotated as pentatricopeptide repeat-containing protein At5g27460-like. Gene Ontology annotation, cellular component: mitochondrion. Lineage: Eukaryota; Viridiplantae; Streptophyta; Magnoliopsida; Gentianales; Rubiaceae. The record is from RefSeq and is a predicted model, not a curated record. Gene Ontology annotation, molecular function: protein binding. The coding region runs from base 1 to 780 and encodes 259 amino acids. The transcript is spliced from 2 exons.